AAGACCUAUCUACCUGGCCUCGGUGACUGCUUCCCGCCGGCCGCCCUGGCGCCGCUGAAGGACGUCCACCAGGGCCUAGCCCCGCCGUGCCGCGGCCCCGCUCGCCUGGCCGUCAUCUCGGGCCACUACCUCUACUAUCACUAUGGCUGCGAUGGGCUGGACGACCGGGGAUGGGGCUGCGGCUACCGCACUCUGCAGACGCUGUGCUCCUGGCCAGAGGGCCAGUCUACAGGCGUACCUGAAGUGGUCGCCGUGCAGGCGGCCCUGGAGGACAUGGGCGACAAGCCCCCAGGGUUCCGGGGCUCCCGGAGCUGGAUCGGCUGCGUAGAAGCCAGCCUCUGCCUCGCACACUUCGGAGGGCCCCAGGGGCGCCUAUGCCAUGUGCCCCGUGGAGCGGGGCUUCAAGGGGAGCUGGAGAGGCUUUACUCACACUUCACUGGGGGUGGCGGCCCUGUGAUGGUGGGAGGGGAUGCGGACGCCCGGUCCAAGGCGCUGCUGGGGGUCUGCCUGGGCCCAGGCACCGAAGCCUACGUCCUGAUACUGGACCCACACUACUGGGGCACUCCAGAAAACCCUAGCGAACUACAGGCUGCCGGGUGGGUUGGCUGGCAAGAGGUAAGCACAGCCUUUGACCCCAACUCCUUCUACAACCUGUGCCUAACCAGCCCUAACUCUGACAAGCAUCAGCACACGCUGGACUGAGGGCAAGGCCCCUGAACUGACAGCGAUCGCACACGUGUGCUCCUAUUUUCUUCUGAAAGGUGUCCCAGCAGAGUGGGGCUGUCGCGAGGCUCACCUAACCUCCACCCCUGCCAGUGUCUGGGAUGUUUGGGAAGCCGUACAACCACCGAGUCACUACUGAAGUGCUUUUAUUGGCAGUAUGUCUGAACGUACAAAAAGAUUCUCAGCUGAUGGGACAAGGCAGUCACAAUUACAGAUGAUAAUAGGAAUGGGGGGAGGGGAGGCCACUCAAAAGAAAUCAACAUCAUCUGGGGCAUCCAGGUCGCGAUAUUCCACAAUGGCCCUUGGGUCUCCACGAACCAUCCUGUGAGAUAAGAGGGGAAGCGCGAUGAGAAUUGACGGCCUGAGUUUGGAGGAGGCAAGAAAACUUGGACAUCUGCACUCAUUCUCACCUGUUGCGAGGCUUCCCAGGAUAACCACCCUGGCCUCGAAAGGCAUCAUAGUUUCCUCGGCCAGCACCGUAUGGGGCAUGGGGGUACGGAGGCCCGCCUGUGGGGACUGCAGGGCGGACAGCGCCCGCUAGGAAAAAGACCAGUGUUGAAUUCAAAACCCUGACCUCGACCUCCGCCUGUUUUCUUCCUCCCAGCCCCAUGCAACCACUAAACUGUUCAGCUCUUCCCAUGCUCACCUCCAUAGCCCAGGAU
This is a messenger RNA of Sciurus carolinensis (gray squirrel), 1385 nucleotides long. RefSeq names its product UFM1 specific peptidase 1 (inactive) (gene Ufsp1). The transcript has a single exon. The record is from RefSeq and is a predicted model, not a curated record. NCBI's taxonomy places the organism in Eukaryota, Metazoa, Chordata, Mammalia, Rodentia, Sciuridae. The annotation marks the transcript as partial.